Molecule: messenger RNA, 366 nt
Organism: Lactuca saligna
Lineage: Eukaryota; Viridiplantae; Streptophyta; Magnoliopsida; Asterales; Asteraceae
Source: the annotation of a GenBank genome assembly
AUGACAUUGACACCUGCAGAUGCCAUGCCAUGGGUGGGAAUGUAUAUUGCCUUAGCAUCUCUGAUUUGCACUCUAGCAAUGGCAGCCGAUCUCUUCCGAGGCUUUCGACAACGGAAGCUCUGGUUUCCAUGCAGAUUUUUCACCAUCAACUCUACUACCAUUACACUGAUAACAAUAUCAACGAAGAUACCAGUGGAUCUGAGCACCGACAUAUCUGACAGUCUUGUGCAGCUGGCAAAGUUAAUCAGCAUUGCUUUCUUGGUCACCAUGUUAGCCAACGUUCUCCCAUCUUUAGGGCUUAUGAAUGACAAGGAACUUUUGCUGAACACCAUGGCCUUGUGUAUCCUCAUAUACACCAUUAAUUAG